UCGACAAUAUAACUAUUUAAGUGCUGGAGACGUGUUAGUUUAUUAAUAGUACGUCCGUAAUACGUUAUUCUACAAUAAGUUGUUGGCAAAAGUGGCAAUGGAAGGUUUCGAACUCUUUAAACAAGGUGCCGAGGGCCGCAUCUUCAAAGGAACCUACUUGGGCAAACCCACAAUUGCCAAAGAGCGCUUUGUCAAGAAAUACAGGCACCCAGACCUCGACUCCAGCUUAACAAGAGAACGCAUUAAAAGCGAAAGUCGGUCGAUAAUUCGUUGUAAAAAUGCAGGAAUUAGGACCCCCGCUUUAUAUUUAGUCGAUUUUAAUCGACGUAUCAUAUUUAUGGAACAUUUCGAGAACAGUAUUGUUGUAAAAGACUUCAUUUCAAGUGUGAGUGAGGAAGUUGCUAAUAAAUUAGCUUGUAAAGUAGGCGCAGCGCUGGGAAAAAUGCACGCUAGUAACAUAAUUCACGGUGAUUUAACAACCUCCAAUAUGCUACUAGUGAACAAAAACAACCAAGCGGUGUAUGAAGAAUUGAAAGAUUUGGAUUUGAUUUUCAUAGAUUUUGGGCUAUCUCAUAUUGAGUCAAGCGCUGAAGACAAAGGAGUGGAUUUGUAUGUUUUAGAACGAGCGUUGAUAAGCACCCACAGUUUGGCGAAAUCAAUCUUUGAACAAGUUUUAGAUGGCUAUAAAUCUGAAUACAAAUCAGGCUUUAAAGAAGUGUUUAUUAAACUAGAGGAAGUUCGAGCGAGGGGGCGAAAACGGACAAUGGUUGGUUAAAAUUAUAGUCUUGACGGCAUUCCCCCAGCCACUAUUAUAGUUUCGCCGGUGAUAUAACUCGCGUCGUCUGACGCUAAAAAAGCAGCUGCUGCGGCGAUGUCUUGCGGCUGUGCUAACCUGUAAAAACCAAUAAACAUUUUUUCAGUUAUAAA
This is a messenger RNA of Zophobas morio, 927 nucleotides long. RefSeq names its product EKC/KEOPS complex subunit TP53RK (gene Prpk). Gene Ontology annotation, biological process: protein phosphorylation. The transcript has 2 exons. The record is from RefSeq and is a predicted model, not a curated record. Gene Ontology annotation, molecular function: protein serine/threonine kinase activity; ATP binding. NCBI's taxonomy places the organism in Eukaryota, Metazoa, Arthropoda, Insecta, Coleoptera, Tenebrionidae. Gene Ontology annotation, cellular component: cytosol; EKC/KEOPS complex; nucleus. The coding region runs from base 98 to 775 and encodes 225 amino acids.